Diversispora eburnea is the source of this 648-nucleotide messenger RNA. Lineage: Eukaryota; Fungi; Glomeromycota; Glomeromycetes; Diversisporales; Diversisporaceae. The record is from the annotation of a GenBank genome assembly.
AUGGUCAAAGCUGUAGUAAUUUCGGGGGCAGGAAAAUUGUUUUCGGAAGUGGCAUUUUUAUCAGAGGUAACUGGAGCUAUUGGUGAUGAUAUUGCGCGUAAGAUAUUGAUUGUGCGUCAAGGACUUAAGGAAUGUCAAGAAUCAAUUUCGUCAGUAGAAGCUUGUGACAAACCGGUUAUAGCUGCAAUUCAUAAUGCCUGUAUUGGUGCUGGUGUCGCUUUGAUUACAGCUUGUGAUAUUCGAUAUUGUUCUCAAGAUGCAUUUUUUAGUAUUAAGGAAGUUGAUUUAGGGGUAGCAGCCGACUUGGGAACAUUGCAACGACUACCAAAAAUUGUGGGUAAUGAUAGUCUUGUUAGAGAAUUAUGUUUCACUGGUCAAAAGUUAAUGGCAGAAGAAGCAAUUAAUUCUGGAUUAGUUAACAAAGUUUUUAAAAACAAGGAAGAAACAUUAAUGGAAGCUAUUAAAACAGCAACCAUUAUUGCAUCUAAAUCACCAAUUGCAACUCUUGGGACUAAACACCUUUUAAAUUAUUCACGAGAUCAUUCCACUCGAGAAAGUCUCGAGUACACUGCAAUAUGGAAUGGUUCAAUGCUCAAUACUAUUAAUGCUUUUAUGAAAAAAGUGAAACCAAAUUUCGCAAAAUUGUGA